This is a messenger RNA of Carcharodon carcharias (great white shark), 1539 nucleotides long. RefSeq names its product heterogeneous nuclear ribonucleoprotein D-like. Gene Ontology annotation, biological process: regulation of gene expression. The transcript is spliced from 8 exons. The record is from RefSeq and is a predicted model, not a curated record. Lineage: Eukaryota; Metazoa; Chordata; Chondrichthyes; Lamniformes; Lamnidae. Gene Ontology annotation, molecular function: RNA binding. Bases 1 to 1128 code for a protein of 375 amino acids. Gene Ontology annotation, cellular component: nucleoplasm.
AUGGCGGACGCGGCUCAAUUCGCGGAAAACGGCAGCGCCGGGGCGGCCGCCGACGGCUUCGACGGCGCCUUCUACAGCUUCGGCGGGCAGGGAGGGAGCGAGUCCUCGUUCGGCGGCGGCGGCGGAGGAGGUGGAGGAGGAGGAGGAGGACCCGAGUCGAAAUCCUCGGCGGCGGGGGCGGGCGAGGCCGGCGGCCAGGCCUCGGGGCGGGUGGGAGACGGGAGCCGGGAUCAGCAGCAGCAGCAGCAGUCGGCGGCGGUGGUGGCGGCGCCGCCGCCCCCGGUCAAGGAGGUGGAAGGCUCGAAGAUUAACGCCAGCAAGAACGAGGAGGACGAGGGGAAGAUGUUUGUUGGUGGACUCAGCUGGGAAACAAGCAAGAAAGAUUUAAGGGACUACUUUUCUAAAUAUGGAGAGAUUGUAGACUGCGUAAUCAAAAUGGAUCCUGUGACUGGGCGUUCGCGAGGAUUUGGGUUUAUCCUCUUCAAGGAUCCUGAAAGUGUAGACAAGGUAUUGAAUAAGGAACACAAACUUGAUGGGAGAGUUAUUGAUCCCAAGAAAGCUCAAGCUAUGAAGGGCAAGGAGCAAAUCAAGAAGAUCUUUGUUGGUGGUUUGGAUCCUGAUUGUCCAGAAGAAAAAGUGAGAGAAUAUUUUGGAACUUUUGGAGAGAUCGAAUCCAUUGAGCUCCCCAUGGACACGAAGACCAACAAGAGAAGAGGAUUCUGUUUCAUCACAUUCAAAGAGGAUAAUCCAGUGAAGACAAUAAUGGAAAAGAAGUUCCACGAUGUUGGAACGAGCAAGGUCGAAAUCAAAUUGGCCCAACCUAAGGAAGUGUACCAGCAGCAGCAGUGGGGAGGCCGAGGUGGAUUCACCGGAAGAGGAAGAGGACAAAGCCAGACCUGGAGUCAAAGCUACAACAGUAACUAUUGGAACCCAAGUUAUGGAAAUUAUAACUAUGGCUAUAACCAGAAUUAUGGUGGAUAUAGUGGCUAUGACUACCCUGCAUACAACUAUGGCUAUUAUGGUUAUGGACAGGGAUAUGGUGAUUAUAACAGUCAACCAGGCACCUAUGGUAAAGCUCCUAGGAGAGGAGGAGGAGGAAGUGGCCAAACUCAGUAUAGGCCUUACUAGAUGACUUGGCCUUUCUGAAGCUCUCCAUGAUCAAGGCGGCAACAAGCUAUUAUAACAAGAGGGAAUAGACAUCUUUUGAAAUCCUUUAAGAAGUGAAGAGACCUGUCACAGAUUUUGUUUUGCAUUAUGGGCAGUGUUGGAUCUGGUGGACUUUUUUGCGUUUCCUUUGUAAUUUUUAAAAUGCAAGUAAUAUUUGACUGUGACAUUUUUUUUGUAAAGGGGACAAAGUUCUUGUGUGAAGUUUUUAAACUAAUAUAAUGUACCACCAUUUAGUUUUACUGCUGGUGAGCACAUCGUGGAUCAGUGUGGCAGAUGUAAGGGGAAAAUGUUUUUUUUUGUUGUAUGAGCUCUGUGAAAUAUUUCCAUUUGUAACUCCUCCUGCGUGAUUAAAUAAAAACGUUUGUACAUGUU